Messenger RNA from Pecten maximus, 2911 nucleotides. RefSeq lists its product as uncharacterized. The transcript has 10 exons. The record is from RefSeq and is a predicted model, not a curated record. Bases 883 to 1668 code for a protein of 261 amino acids. NCBI's taxonomy places the organism in Eukaryota, Metazoa, Mollusca, Bivalvia, Pectinida, Pectinidae.
GUUAUUAAUAUGUUUGCUGAAAACUGUUUUACAUUGUAUAAGAACACGCUUAAAAAAUUGUAAGCAAACAAACACUGAUAGUAUUACAACACACAUGGUCCUCUCACUUUGAUCUCGCCAUUUCAAGUUACUUUCUAUACGAUGUUGUGGACGUCUGUCAGCCAAUUAGACACAAGGACAGCCGGAUUAAACCGCUAGUGUGUACCGCCAUCACCAUGUAUUCACGGAAUUUCCACGUGUUAAUAUUAGAUCCGCAAUAUUUCUAUUACUAAGAUGACCGAUAUAUCCACAUAUAUCACCUGAAUUAACAAUAUAUUCACGUGUUAAAGUUCUUCAGCUAUAUGGUACCGAACAGGGUGUUACAAAAACAGUGGAAUUUUUUGACAUCACAAAUAAUAAUAUAUUUUAUGCGGAUAAUAACAACUGUUGGUGGAUUAUUCAUCGAUUUAUUGCAUAAUACCUUGAGCAUAUAUAAUACCACAGUUUAAUAUAAAUUCCGUUUUUUUUUGUCCCUGUUUACGAAUAAGUAACUGGUCAGCCGGUUAAUAUAUAGUAUACUGUGAGAGUAAUGCCCAUCUCCUCUGAAUGUCCAUACAGUAUUUACAGUCAGCUGUCAUCUCUGACCGCACCAUAAAACGUGUCAUUUUCGACAGUAAUACAGAGACUUUAUUAGAUGGCAUUUCCAAUGCACAAAAGGAAAAGCUGUCGUUUCCAAACUUUUUUAGCUGCGCCCCAUAAAGUAGCUGUUGGCAGUACUAAAAUGUUAAUCCUCGGAGUUUAGUGCCGAUCGGCGCGCGAGUGUCCUCAGAUAAAUAGCCGAAAGCUGCCACUUCAGGUACUCCCAACAAAGAGAUUUGAAGACCGAGGACUUCCUCAGUUUAGAUGGUUUCCAUCGUGAUGAGGUACGUUUUUCUGUCAUGUGUUCUUUUCCACGUGAUCGCCUACGUCACAGCAGCCUCAGUAAAGGCCAACUGUGGGAACCACACGCACGGCGAUAACUGGAACCAUGAUACCCUCACCUGUCUGACUUACAGGUGUAGAGAUGGGACCAUCUACCCCAAAUAUACAGGUUGUGUUAAGAAUGACAAGUGCUACGAUGUUGACCAGAAGUGGCAAAAAGACUGCAGUAAGUUCCAGUGUGUCUCGUACAAGAAAGGAAAUAUGACCUUCUUCGAAACCAAACUUGACAUGCAGUGUACAGUGGAGCGGACUGGUAAAAAGAGCACGUGUAAGCCGAAUGGCGCUAAAUGGAAGGAUAACUGUGAUUACAAGCGAUGCGAUGUUACUACCAGCCAAGGUUACAAGGCUGGCAAUAUGCAGUAUUCCGCUCAGGUGAUCAACGUCAAACAAGGAUGCAAGGUGGGGAGGAAGUGCUACUACGACGGAGAUCAGUGGUUCAAGAAAUGUGUGUGGUACACGUGUAAAGUAACCCCCCUCUACACCAAGGCUGUCAGCGUUCCAGGUUGUACCCAUAAGAAAAAGUGUUACAAGGUUGGAAGUUCAGAUCGUACAAAAACAAGUAUGGCUGUUACAAAUACCUGUGUAAACAGACCGAUCAAACAGUUGGAUGGUCAAUCUUCUCAAGUGCCUGUAACUAUAAGGGAAAGUGCAGGGAGAGUCAGUCCACCUGGAGAGAGGACGCUUCCUGUAUGGAGAAGACAUGUGUGAGCACUACAGACAAGGGUGCACAGAGACUGUUUAUAGACGAGAAACCGUUCGGUUGUAAAGACGGAAAUAUCUGCAAGGACUUCGGAAGUACUUGGAUGGACGGUAACUGUUCCCUGCACAAGUGUAAUCUCAAUUACGGUUCUGCAUAUAACGAAGUUCUCAGGACCGUGUGUAAAGACAAGAAAGGGGUAUGUAAGGACUGGAACUCGGGUACGUUCGAAGGCGUAGUCAAGAAGGGCAACAGAAAGGCCGUUUUCAAGAACUGUAAAUGUCAGAAGGAUGGCAAGAUCGGGUCAAAGAUGACCUGUACAGAAAAGUCUAAACAAUAGUCCUGAUAAGUAAUGCCUUGUACGUGUUUGUAUGUUCAUUUGGUGCCACCUUGGAAUGUUAAGCGAAGCUUCCGAUAGUUAAAAUUAAUGGCGGAAUAGCGGCUAUGUAAGAUGGCCCUGUCGAUGUUAUGAAAUCCUGUAAAAGACCGGUACUUUAUUCCUCGGUAUACAUAUGCAUUCUGUUUGUUUCUACUGUCCGUGUAUUGUUCUGUUCUUGUGUUCUCUCAAUUAAAUUAAUUCUUGAAGGUCGUGUUUGUUCUGAUGUUUGUACAGGAAGAGAAUCGAACACGAAGGUUUCAAUGUGAUUUGACCAUAAAAUCGAUGAAAAUGCGGAAAUAUUAUGAAUAAGGAAACCUUUACACCAAAUCAUGGAGAAGUGUAAUACAUUCGGAAGUACAGCAUGUUGCACGUUGUAUUAGGCAGAAUUAUUGUUAUUUCUGAAAAAUAAAUUGAACGACGCGGUGAGGUUUGUGUUACCUAUCCUGAUGAAUUCAAUCUUAUUUGAAAACAGAAUGAAAUUAGCAACGUCUUUCUUGAAUCGGAAUUUUUCUGAGAUGAGAUAAAAUUAAUUUCAUUGAAAGUACCUUUUAAUAACAUGACUGAAAACUGAUAAAUUCUGAAAUAAGAAUAAUUUAGCGAAUGUUUAAGUAAACAAAUUGUUACAAUCUUAUUCAUUUUGUUAUAUUUACAUUCCUAAUGUGGUUUGCUGAUAUGAACAUACCAAGUGAAAACAACAAACAUAUGACCAUGAAUACACUAUGAAAACCGUAUGAAAACAUUGUCUCUCGUGCAAAUCACCUGAUUAAUCGGGUCAUAUUAAUACGCCAUCCAAAAAAUAGUCCGCCUUUCAAUUAUGACAAUAUUGUGUUUUUGUUGCAAUUUGUUCACAUAAAAUAAAUAUGAUUUGAAUUGAA